Messenger RNA from Micropterus dolomieu (smallmouth bass), 672 nucleotides. RefSeq names its product F-box and WD repeat domain containing 4 (gene fbxw4). The record is from RefSeq and is a predicted model, not a curated record. Lineage: Eukaryota; Metazoa; Chordata; Actinopteri; Centrarchiformes; Centrarchidae. Gene Ontology annotation, biological process: SCF-dependent proteasomal ubiquitin-dependent protein catabolic process. The coding region runs from base 1 to 600 and encodes 199 amino acids. The transcript is spliced from 6 exons. Gene Ontology annotation, molecular function: protein binding. Gene Ontology annotation, cellular component: SCF ubiquitin ligase complex.
AUGAAAGGGGUGGUGGCUGGAGGAGCUGAGAUUUGGACUUUGACUUCCACCUGCCCCAGAGACACAAUAUCCCUGUAUGACAGAGUGUGGUCUGUUGCUAUUAGCCCCACACUGAGGUCCUUUGUAACAGGCACUGCAUGCUGCGAAAACUACUCCCCUCUUCGCAUCUGGGAUGUUGAACGGUCGGAGUGUGUGAGCAGUCUGGGCUCACAGUUUCGUCGCGGGGCUGGUGUGUUGGACAUGGUGUUUGAGUCUCCUUUCCAGCUCUUCACCUGCGGCUAUGAUACUUUCAUUCGCCUGUGGGACCUCCGACUCAGCCCACGGAAGUGUGUGAUGGAGUGGGAGGAGCCUCAUGACAGCGCUCUGUACUGCAUCCAGACAGACGGGAAUCACAUGAUAGCCAGCGGCUCCUCGUACUACGGUGUCGUACGACUGUGGGACAAACGUCAGACUGAAUGCCUGCAGUUCUUUCAGCUGAGCUCAGACCAAGUGAGCAGCCCGGUGUACUGUCUGAGGUUCACUAGCUCUCACCUGUAUGCAGCGCUGGCCACCGCCCUGCACUCACUGGACUUCAGACAGAACCCCAUCUACAUCAGAUGAUACACACAGACACGCGCACACACACACAAACUGAUCUGUUCAAUAAAGCUGUCUAUUUUCACAAUAAAUGUC